Colletotrichum truncatum is the source of this 1470-nucleotide messenger RNA. Its product is annotated as glucan -beta-glucosidase. The record is from RefSeq and is a predicted model, not a curated record. Gene Ontology annotation, molecular function: hydrolase activity, hydrolyzing O-glycosyl compounds. NCBI's taxonomy places the organism in Eukaryota, Fungi, Ascomycota, Sordariomycetes, Glomerellales, Glomerellaceae. Gene Ontology annotation, biological process: carbohydrate metabolic process.
AUGGAGCAGCAGGAUCAGUACAACCAGCCCUACUACUCUCGGCAGGUCGCCGGCCAGCCUUCAACUGCCACCACCGCCGCCGGCACCCCUCUUCGCCCAGGCACUCCCAACACGGAGAACAGUCGAAACCCAUUCAACGAUGGUGCCGAGUCGCAAGCUUCACAGCGCCCUGGAAUGGGUACCAACCCCUUUGGCACUCCUGCCGUUUCUCGUCCCGCAUCAAGCUUCGGGUCUUCCAGUGCUAUAGGCACCCGUUUCGAUGAGCGCUCUCAGCGCUACUUCCACUCGAGACGUAUCCGCAAGGAGGACGUCGAGAAGCCCUGGCUGGACAAGGCCGACCCCAAAGAGAAAUGGGUCACCAUCAUCCCAAUUGUUGGCAUUUUUAUCGGUUUGGCUAUCUCGGGUUUCCUCGUCUGGGACGGUAUCCGCAGUGUCGUUAAGCACCAGUACUGCCCAGUCCUCAUUGAGGACUUCGCCUCUGGCAACCUUGACAGCAACGUUUGGACUAAGGAGGUCAACGUUGGUGGCUUUGGCAACGGCCAGUUUGAGUGGACGACUGCCGAUGAGGAGAACGUCUACAUCAAGGACGGCAACCUCGUCAUUCACCCCACCCUCACCGACAACGCACUAAUUGAGAAGGACACAGUCAUUGACCUUCUCAAGGAUGGAACUUGUACCUCAGAUAAGUAUACUGACUGUGUUGCUGCUACCAACACCACUGCUGGUAACUCCACCAUUGUUCCUCCUGUCAAGUCUGCCCGUCUCAACACCAAGAAGGGAGCCACCAUCAAAUAUGGCCGCGUCGAGGUUGUUGCGAAGCUCCCCAAGGGUGACUGGCUCUGGCCUGCCAUCUGGAUGAUGCCUGUCAAGGAAGAGUACGGCGUCUGGCCCGCUUCUGGCGAAAUUGAUAUCAUGGAGUCCCGCGGCAACAACUGGACCUAUGAGCAGGGUGGCAACAAUGUCAUGUCAUCGGCCUUGCACUGGGGACCCGACCAGCCCAACGACGCCUGGUGGAGAACCAACAACAAGCGCCAAGCUCUGCACACAACCUACGGUGACGGCUUCAACACUUACGGUCUCGAGUGGUCCCAAAAGUACCUUUUCACCUACGUCAACAGCCGUCUCUUGCAAGUUCUCUACACCAACUUUGACGAGCCCAUGUGGAAGCGCGGCGACUUCCCCCAGACCAACUCUAACGGAAGUCGUCUGGUGGAUGUCUGGAGUCAGACUGGCCGCUCCAACACGCCAUUCGACCAGCACUUCUACCUCAUCCUCAACGUCGCUGUCGGUGGCACCAACGGAUGGUUCGAGGAUGGCAAGUCUGGAAAGCCCUGGGUGGGCAACAGCCCCAACGCCAAGAGGGACUUCUGGAAGGCCACUGACCAGUGGCACCCGACCUGGACCCAACCGGAGAUGACCAUCAGCAAGGUCUCCAUGUGGCAACAGUGUGAUGGCAACGAGGAGCUGUAA